UUCCUUCCUGAAAAACUACCAACCAAUUACUGUAUACCACAGAAAACAAUAACAAGUUCAAUGUCCAACCCACACCACCAGAUUGCUCCGGUGAUCGUACUGGCAGUGCCCUUUCCGGCGCAAAGCCAUCUAAGCCAGCUCCUGCAACUCUCAUGCCUCCUAUCAUCAUCACCCCACAACCUUCCAGUCUACUACGUUUGCUCUUCCAACCAUGUCCGACAAGCCAAGCUCCGCUGCUCCGAUCCACUUCUCCUCUUCAACAUCCAAUUCCAUGACCUCCAAAUUCCUCCCUUUCCUUCUCCCUCCCCCAUCCCUGGCACGGAUACUGAUUUCCCUACCCAUAUGCAUCCCUUGUUUGAAGCCUCACUAACCCUCCGCGAACCCUUUGCAGCAUUCUUCCAAACUCUCCAUUCUCAAACCAAGAAAAAGAUUAUUGUAAUCCAUGAUACUCUGAUGUCAUAUGUUGUUCACGAUGCUGCUUCUUUCCCAAAUGUCGAACUCUACGCUCUGCACACGUCUUCGGCCUUCAAUUCCUUCUGCUGGAAUAUGGGAGAGAUCCCAAUUCCUAGAGAAAUUCAAAUCCCACCCAAUCUUCCUUCUUCCAGGGAAGGCUGUUUUACAUAUGAGUUCGAGAAAUUUAUAGCCCUCGGAGAUGAGUUCGAGAAAUUCCGAUCCGGUGUUCUCUGCAACUCGUGCAGAGUGAUUGAAGGUGAUUAUCUCGAUCUUCUAGCUCAGAAUAAUGGGAACAGAAAUCAGUGGGCAGUUGGGCCAUUGAACCGACUAGUGAGGAUUGACGAGCAAAGCAAGUUGAAUGGAAAAGAAAAGUGCAUAGAUUGGCUUGAUAAGCAACCAACAAAGUCGGUCAUGUACAUCUCCUUCGGCACCACAAGUUCCAUGGUAGACGAACAGGUUAAGGAACUCGCAAUAGGAUUAGAAGAAAGCAAGAUUAGAUUCAUAUGGGUAUUAAGAAAUGCAGACAGAGGAGAUAUUUUUGCAGAAGAAGAACAGAUCAGUGCUGGUCCCACGCUUCCACAAGGGUUUGAAGAGAGAACGGAAGGAGUACAGGGGAUGGUGGUAAGAGGGUGGGUGCCUCAGGCUGAAAUUCUGGCGCACCCUUCAACUGGGGGUUUCAUGAGUCACUGCGGGUGGGGUUCGUGUAUGGAGAGCAUCAGCAUGGGAGUGCCGAUUGCGACGUGGCCAAUGCACUCCGACCAGCCUUGGAAUGCUGCCUUUGUGACGCAGGUGCUGAAGAUCGGUGUGGUUGUAAGGGAAUGGUCACGUAGAAAAGAAUUAGUGACGGCGUUGGCUGUUAAAGAAGCUGUGAGGACGUUAAUGGCGUCAGAGGAAGGGCAAAUGAUGAGGAAAAGGGCAGAGGAAUUAGGAAGAGCUGUUCGUCAGGCUACUGAGGAAGGCGGCGUUUCUCGCAUUGAGCUCGAAUCAUUUAUCAAUCAUAUCACUAAAUAGGUUAUCGUGGAUCAAUUUUAAUGUUAACCCCUCUUCUUUGAAACAAAUAAAUUAUAGUUUUAGAGUAUGUUUUGUUUGUGAAAAAUGAAGAAGGGAAGAAAUCUUCUUUGUUAAAGGAAAAACUUAAAGAGGAGGGGAAGGUGUUAUAUGUAUCAAGUAUUUUUUAAUAAUAUAUAUGGUAUUCA
Molecule: messenger RNA, 1649 nt
Organism: Rubroshorea leprosula
Lineage: Eukaryota; Viridiplantae; Streptophyta; Magnoliopsida; Malvales; Dipterocarpaceae
Source: the annotation of a GenBank genome assembly